AUGCUUGUGAAAUUUCGUCGAAUUUUACUGGAUGUUUCAGUCUGGCACUACGUUUAUUAUACCAUCGAGUUCAAUGAAACAGUGAAAAAGCCAGAGGAACGACGAGACAUGGCGCAUAUUCAUUGGCUUAAAAAGCACUUCCCAUUUUUAAGGCAAUAUGACCAUAUGACGGAAAUUCAUAGCGCCGCAACUCAGAGGACCAGUUUAACGUGA
Molecule: messenger RNA, 213 nt
Organism: Gongylonema pulchrum
Lineage: Eukaryota; Metazoa; Nematoda; Chromadorea; Rhabditida; Gongylonematidae
Source: the annotation of a GenBank genome assembly